GCUCUUUCUCUCUCUCUCUCGCUCUCUCUCUCUCUCUCUCUCUAGCUCGCUCUCUCUCUCUCUCCUCUUUCUCUCUUUCUCUCUGCUCUUUCUCUCUCUCAACUUUCUCUCAGCUCUUUCUCUCUCUCUUCUCUCACUCACUCUCUUUCCACAAGACAGCUUUGGGAGGUAGCUGGCACUGUGUAGAAGGAUGUCUCCAACAACAUAUGGACUCGGCUUGUUCUUCAUCUUAUUUCCACCUCGUGUAAAGUGUGCUGAGUUUCAUCAGUCUCCUUCCCUGACAGUGAAGGAAAGAGACCGUGUGGAGGUCCACUGUAGCCACAAUGACAAUAACCUGGUGGUGAUGCUGUGGUACCAACAGAAACAGGCCAGUCCUGCUAUGACUCUGAUAGGGUACGGUUACAGCGCCACAGAGCCUAACUACGAGGGUCUGUUCCAGGAGAGAUUUCAGCUGAAGAGAGCGGACACCCUGACGGGAUCUCUGGUCAUCUCUAACAUAACAUCAGCAGACUCUGCUGUGUAUUUCUGCGCAGCCAGUCACACAAUGGGGGGGGUGGGCCAAGCGUACUUCGGUGGAGGAACCAGGUUAACUGUCCUAGAGCCAGGCCUCACUAUCUCUCCACCCAAAGUGAAAGUCCUUCCACCCUCCACUAAGGAGUGUGAAGAUAGAAACAAGAAGAAGAAGAAGACCCUGGUGUGUGUGGCCACCGACUUCUACCCCGACCACGUCACUGUGUUCUGGCAGUUGAAUGGAGGCGCCAACAUCACCGAUGGAGUUGGGACCGACAACACGGCCUUGAGUGGUAAAAACAAACUCUACAGUAUCACCAGCAGACUGAGAGUCCCAGCCAAGAAAUGGAACAAGGCCUCUAACAGAUUCACCUGCACCGUCCGCUUCUUCAAUGGGACCACUGACAUAUAUGUUGCAGAUCACAUUAACGGAGAAGAAGGUCAAGGUGGUGAUGGAGGGAUUACGACAGAGUACUAUGUGAGGAGCACUAAGACUGCCAAGCUGGCCUACAGCAUCUUCAUCGCUAAGAGUACCUUCUACGGCCUGGUCGUCAUGGCUCUGAUUUGGAAGUUCCAGCGCUCCUCAGAUAAACAGAUGUAAUUGAUCGCUGACCGAGGUCCGGCCACCCGUGGAAGCUGAGCUCGGUGGACUGGAGUGCGUCAUGUGUGGAAUAAGGUUCUGGUGAAAAGUAGUGCACUUUAAAGUAGUGCACUAUAAAGGGAAUAAGGUGCCAUCUGGGACGAAGAACAAACCCAUGUCUGUCAUGUGAUUACAAUGUACAGUGUGCUUUCUAUUAACUGUCACUCUACAAUGUGAGGAUGUAUUUUAUCGUCCCCAAUAAACACAAUCUUUAUUCAUGUAUUCACUGAGUGUACAAAACAUUAAGAACACCUUCCUCAUAUUGAGUUGCAAACCCCCCCCCCCCCCUUGAAUUAGUCGGGGCAUGGCCUCUACAAGGUGUCGAAAGCGUUCCACAGGGAUGCUGGCCCAUGUUGACUCCAAGGCUUCCCACAGUUGUGUCAAGUUGGCUGGAUGUCCUUUGGCUGGUGGACCAUUCUUGAUACACACAGGAAACUGUUGAGCAUGAAAAACCCAGCAGCGUUGCAGUUCUUGACACAAACCGGGGCACCUGGCACCUGCUACCAUACCCCCUUCAAAGGCACUUAAAUAUUUUGUCUUGCCCAUUCACCCUCUAAAUGGCACACACACAAUCCAUGUCUCUAUUGUCUCAGGGCAUAACAAUCCUCAAGGCAUAACAUUUUAACCCGUCUCCUCCCCUUCAUCUACACUGAUUGAAGUGGAUUUAACAAGUGGGAUCAUAGCGUUCACCUGGAUUCACCUGGUCAAUUUAUGUCAUGGAAAGAGCAGGUGUUCAUAAUGGUUUGUCCACUCAGUGUAUAUGAGUUCAUUCAGGAAGUGUGUCAAAACAAUAUUUACAUUUUCCAUUAACUUAAAAAACCAACAUUUAUGUUCAUUUCUGUAUUAUUUUUGUUGCAGGAUUUACAUCAUAGUGUGUACAGUAUAAAUACAUGUUGCUUUCCAAUUUCAAUGUUUUCCCUUUUGAAUAACACAUUCGAUAAUGUGCAUGUAGCGUCGUCCGGGUUUGGCCCCGAUAGCGUCCGGGUUUGGCCCCGGUAGACCAGCCUUGUAAAUAAGAAUUUGUUCUUAAUCCUCGUUAAAUAAAGGAUAAAUAAAAGACAUAUAUAAUUAGUUUGCUCAAGUGUCAUUUCAUCAGUCUGAGUUGUCAGGUAACACUUAGCUUUAACACUUUGUGACAUCUGCUAUAGUAAAGAAGAGGCUUUCUAAAAAUACAUUGGGGCUGAUUUUCAUCAAUUGUUACUCUAUUACUCACUUGUUACUCAAUAAUAAAGUUGGAAAUGUGAAUA
Messenger RNA from Salvelinus fontinalis (brook trout), 2397 nucleotides. RefSeq names its product T cell receptor beta chain MC.7.G5-like. Bases 191 to 1111 code for a protein of 306 amino acids. Lineage: Eukaryota; Metazoa; Chordata; Actinopteri; Salmoniformes; Salmonidae. The record is from RefSeq and is a predicted model, not a curated record. The transcript is spliced from 9 exons.